This is a messenger RNA of Arabidopsis arenosa, 1048 nucleotides long. The record is from the annotation of a GenBank genome assembly. NCBI's taxonomy places the organism in Eukaryota, Viridiplantae, Streptophyta, Magnoliopsida, Brassicales, Brassicaceae.
AACAAACCCAUCUUCAUCUCCCGCUCUUUUCCUCAACCACUACUCCGUCACUCUUCUGCUCUCUCUUAUUCCUCCUUGAAAAUGACCGAUACCCAGAUCCCUGAUAACUCUAGUUCGUCCUCAAAUCAAUCUCCCACCAAACCCGAAUCGCUUCGUUCCCUCGAAUUUCAAUUGGGUUCUUCUUUCACCGCGGAUCCAAUUAUCCCACCGCCGAAUCAGAUCGUCAUCGUUAUCAGUGGUCCUAGCGGAGUUGGCAAAGACGCAGUGAUCAACAAGCUUCGUGAGGUUCGUGAAGGUCUACAUUUCGUUGUUACCGCCACUAGCCGUCCGAUGCGACCUGGUGAAGUUGAUGGUAAAGACUAUUUCUUUGUCUCGAGAGAUCAAUUUUUAUCAAUGGUGGAGAACGAAGAGCUUCUUGAAUACGCACUUGUUUAUGGUGAAUACAAAGGGAUUCCAAAGAAGCAGAUUCAGGAGUUUAUGGCUAAAGGGGAAGACAUUGUUCUUAGAGUUGAUAUUCAAGGAGCUCAGACGUUAAGGAGGAUACUUGGUAACUCUGCUGUGUUUAUAUUCCUUGUGGCGGAGAGUGAGCUUGCGAUGGUGGAGAGGUUGAUUGAUCGGAAGACGGAGAGUCAAGAGGAGCUGCUUGUUAGAGUUGCUACGGCGAGGGAAGAGGUUAGGCAUCUAAAGAACUUUGAUUACGUUGUGGUGAAUGCCAAAGGGAGGCUUGAUGAUGCGGUUAAUCGAGUGGAAUCUAUUAUCGAUGCGGAGAAAUCUAAAGUUCAUCAAAGGAUUGUCAGGAUUUGAUGUGCAGGAAAAUCUUGUGCAGCUGAUUUGUUUAGGGAGCUUCUUGCAAAAGUUCUUAGGUUUGGCGAUGUCAUUUAGGAACUAUGUUUUGGGAAUUGCGGGUAUACCGAAUGCAAAUGUAUUUGCACUGUUAACGUUUUCACGAUUGUUUCUUGCAGAUUGCUUGCUGUCUCCAGUCACGGUUUCAUCGCGAACCAAGACAAUUUUGGUAUCUGUAUAAGGGAAAUGAAAAUUCAGGUGAUUC